GGAGAUUGCCCGGGUAUAUCUCGCCCCGCCAUGAUUGACAUCAUAUCCGAGACACCUUUUUCUCGCGCUUCACUCUACCAACAUUUAAUUCAAUUGGCAAAAGAACUUUAAGAACCUUGAGCAUUCAAACGUUUCAUUGCCUAGUACUUCCGGACAACAAGAUUAGGAAUCUCAAUCCUGUGGCCUCCGUUUCCAAUCUCAUGUGCAACAAUGGCAUCUCCAACGACAUCAAUCUCAUCCACUCUCAACAAAUCCUACAACAGCCUCAUCUCUCGCAUUAGAUCCCGAGGACGCAAUGCAGAUAUAGCAACGACCUCGACCGCACUAGCUACUCUCGCCCUCACCCUCUCCAUCGCCUGGGUUGUCCGCGACUACCACGACUGGAAAGCAUUCGGCACAGGCGGCACCCCACCCACCUGGGCCGGCUACUGGCGCAUGACCAAGAUCCGAAUCAACCGGGCAAUCCGACGGCUCCAACUUCUCGGAAAAGACGACCUAACUGACGCGUCGACACUGUCCGGGGCCAAAGGUCCACGAUAUCUCGACGCAGACAACAUCCCCGUGCGCAGUGGUGACCGACCAAAACUCGUUUCUCGAACCAUGCCACAGCGUCAAGUCCCCUACGACUCGGACCAGCUCGAACCGGGUGUCGCCGAACGGAUCAGCAAUAUGACGGCCGAUUUCGCCGCAAAGUAUCCGGACAUUCUGGACUUGAAACUUAGCAAGACGGAAGGGUAUAGUGCUAAUGCUAUCUAUGCGAAGGAAGACCUGCCGUCGCUCAAUGAGAAAGCGAGGCGGGAUAAAUUGCUAGAUAGGGAGAUUGCGCAUCAUCAUCCUUCGGAAUUGAGUUUUCAUGCCUGGCUCAGUGAGGCGGAUGCGAAGACAGUGGUGGAGAAGGGUUGGGGCCAGAAGUUUCCUAUGCCUUCGGUCGAUAAGGGCUGGGUUAUGGUGUAUGCCCCGCGCACUAUGGCUGAGGUUGAUGUUGUGGAGAAGAUUGUUAAAGCGGCUAUUGCUUGGGUCGCUGGGGUUGAGGUUUGAUUUCUGUUCUGUUUCUGUCAGGCGCAGGCAGGAGUUGAGGGGGGGGAGUACAUUGGGUGUAAAUGUAGGUAAGCAACAAAUGCAACGGCAGUACGGCUGAAGAGAGAUUGAUGUGCUGAAAAGUUAGUGGUUGCCUACACCCAUUGCAGUGGUAGGCUGAGAUGAACCUGGCGCAGUUUUGAGGCCGCGGAUGAUACCAUGAGAAGUAAUGCGUUGAGAUGAACAGAGCGCACCACGACGAUAAUGAGAGAAUAGACAGGGGGUACCAGGACAUACUUUACGAGAUAAUUAGUUCAUCAUCCGAGAAAAUCGUAUUUCUUGAGGCAUAAUGUCGAUAUUUCAUAGACCCAUUUAUGGAACAUCCC
This is a messenger RNA of Exophiala dermatitidis NIH/UT8656, 1403 nucleotides long. RefSeq lists its product as uncharacterized. The transcript has a single exon. The coding region runs from base 211 to 1038 and encodes 275 amino acids. NCBI's taxonomy places the organism in Eukaryota, Fungi, Ascomycota, Eurotiomycetes, Chaetothyriales, Herpotrichiellaceae. The record is from RefSeq and is a predicted model, not a curated record.